AUGUCUAUCGAUUUGGUGAGUCUUCUGCGUAUUGUAGAAGAUAUGCCGUCGGGGGUUGCUGAUGACAAUGCCGUUCAGGAACUGCGCAAAUACCUUUCUGCUCCAGAUAGUGCAUUUGAGUCUCUCAGUUCUCAAACAAUUUUUUUGUCUAAACUAGCUGCCAAGCUCUUUUCAAACCCAACAUUGCCUUCCUGUUAUGAUCUUUUGUUAUUCGCUACAUCAAAGGCUCGUGCUGACAUCUGGUUUGAGGUGCUUGUCUUGCGCCUACAACAAAAUGGCUCGCAAUCUGCGGAAACUAAGCUUUGUCUCAGUUUGCUCUUGAAGUACCUUCUUGAAUUUCGACGCCUUCCUCAACUUUUGUUUGCGAUCAAUGACAUGGCGAUUUGUAUUUCAAGUUCAGUUCGCUACGCCUUCCUCGUUGAAAAAACUCGCCGCCUUAUAAAUUUGCCCACGCUUAUCACCAAUUCACUUAAGACCACCAUUUUCCCGCGUCCUUUUGAACCGAAAGUUUAUUUCCCUUUAAUCAUACGACAUGCUACUGAAGUCACUUAUCCCCUUCUCAACGCCGUGCUUAUUUCACAGUCAUGUUUGUUGGGUUUUGGUAAAGAGGUUUGGAGCGCAAUUCUGCAGCAAGUUUCUCGUUCAACCGAGAGCUCAAACACUUGGAGUCGAGCGCUUUCUCUAAUUCAAGAAAGGGCCUUGGAAGCAACUUUGGUUCCUCUUCUUAGCCAAGCAUCUCAUCCCCACCUGGUCACGCUUUGUCUUUCUUCCUCUCUUCGUUCUCCAAUGCAAAAUCGACUGUUUCGUCUGUUCCAUCGUCUCCUGAUCUUUCGCAGAUUUUCCUCUCCUCGAGUCCCAAUCAACAUAUUCGGCUUUCUAAGCGAGAAUGCUACCGCUGAUUUGAUUACACGAGUUGAAAAUGACCUGGGUUUACAUCUACUUCAAUGUUGGUCAGAUUCGACCGCUCUGCGAAGUACUUCUUCGCAAAAUCGUAUUUACUUAAAUCAGGCGCUUGUCACCUGGGUCAGUGCCUUUCAAGAUUCUAUAAUUAACUCCCCGUCCUACUCCAAAAUGAUCUCCUAUGUACUACACGGAAUAACCGUACAUUUAGCUUGCAAUUUUGAGGAGCAGAGAGUGUUGGGGAUGGCUGUUGGUGAGUGGCUAAUAGAGCAGUUCCAUAUCGGUAGAAAAGGGAUAGCUGACGAAAAUCUACAAGUACUCAAGUUUGAAUAUGUGGAGAACGGAGCCGUAAAGCUUGUGAAACCUUUAUUUGAACCCAUUCCACCUUAUCAGCUUCCUGAAAAUCAAGUGGACGAGAGUAAGCGAUUUGGUUGCCAAUCCGCCUUACAGGACAUUUCUAAUAAUUAUUUACUAGGUGUAGAGGGGCUUUUCGCCAUUGCUCCAAGUGUACGGCUUACAAAUACUACGACGAAAGCCAAUGAAGUGGAUAGCGAUGACGAUUUAGAGGAAAAUGAAAUGAGUGCGGGGUUUCAACCACUUCCAGAGUACACAACAUCUGCUCCCUGUGGCUGGCCCUUCCGUGCUCGUCGCCCACACUACCUUCGGGAGUGUCUUGACGGUCUGGGAGGCGCUAAACACAAUCCCGACGAUAUUGCAAGCAACGAGGUAGCGCUAUCUUGUUUUGCUCACGCAGAGGAGCUUAUUUAUCGUCACUGCGGUGGUGCCGUGCAUGAAGUUGCUGCCAUUUUCGCGGACACCUUGCUCCACACCGAGCCCCCCAUCUGUCCAUACAUCGAGGAGGUGAACGCCUCGCGGCACCGCGCUCUCGUUGCCCUGGCGGUGGUCUCGCCCCGUCGAACGGUCCAUUACCUCACUGGACAGUUGAUGCAGUCCGGUCUUGCGGUUAACCAGCUCUCUGUGGUCAUCGCGGCACUCACUGAUGCUGCAUGCUGCCUCGGUCCCAAGUUCACCCCCGUAGCCGGAGACUUUUUCUUUCCCACUCUCCGAGCUGCUGGCGUCCUGCUUAAGCGCCAACCUGACGUUUACGCUCAUCUUGACGAUGCUGUGUUAGCUCGACUUUUGACCUCCCUUGGGGUCAUGUAUGCUUGUGGACGCAACUCACCCAUGCUUCCGCGAAUGGCAGAGGAGCUUUUGACUCUGAGCCCCCUUAUCUUGACAAAUUCGAGUGAUCCCGCUGUGCGGAGAUCAUUCCUCUCCACUCUAAAUGUUAUGCUCACUAUCACGCCCCCAUCUGUGUUCACCGCAAACCAUGAACUCUUGCUUAUCCCCCACUUGGCUGGUGAACUUGUCAAGACACUUCAAGGCGAUCCUGAUUCGGGUUGCCAGCAUAUGGCGGAAGUUGCGCUCUGUUUCUUGCGCGAACACGUUGCUGAGUUGAUUGGUGUUGAUUUCAGUAGCCUUGUAUUGAAAGAUUGA
This is a messenger RNA of Echinococcus granulosus, 2397 nucleotides long. Its product is annotated as Telomere length regulation protein TEL2. The transcript has a single exon. Gene Ontology annotation, molecular function: Hsp90 protein binding; telomeric repeat DNA binding. Gene Ontology annotation, cellular component: cytosol. Lineage: Eukaryota; Metazoa; Platyhelminthes; Cestoda; Cyclophyllidea; Taeniidae. The record is from RefSeq and is a predicted model, not a curated record. Gene Ontology annotation, biological process: protein stabilization; telomere maintenance via telomerase. Bases 1 to 2397 code for a protein of 798 amino acids.